GAAGCCCGGCCCCGCGUGAAGCAGAGUUGGGAAGUCCCGCUGCUGCUGCUGCCGCCGCCGCCGCCGCCUCCUCCGCCGCCGCCGCCAUGGUGAACGUGCCCAAGACCCGGCGCACCUACUGCAAGAAGUGCGGCAAGCACCAGCCGCACAAGGUGACGCAGUACAAGAAGGGCAAGGACUCUCUGUACGCGCAGGGCAAGCGGCGCUACGACCGCAAGCAGAGCGGCUACGGCGGCCAGACCAAGCCCAUCUUCCGCAAGAAGGCCAAGACCACGAAGAAGAUCGUGCUGAGACUCGAGUGCGUGGAGCCCAACUGCAGGUCCAAGAGGAUGCUGGCCAUCAAGCGCUGCAAGCAUUUCGAGCUGGGAGGAGACAAGAAGCGGAAGGGACAAGUGAUCCAGUUCUGAGCUGCCUUCGGCGCGCCCUCGGCUCCCGGGAGAGAAACGAUUAAAAUAUUGAAGUUCCAGUA
Trichosurus vulpecula (common brushtail) is the source of this 469-nucleotide messenger RNA. RefSeq names its product 60S ribosomal protein L36a. The transcript has 2 exons. NCBI's taxonomy places the organism in Eukaryota, Metazoa, Chordata, Mammalia, Diprotodontia, Phalangeridae. The record is from RefSeq and is a predicted model, not a curated record. Gene Ontology annotation, molecular function: structural constituent of ribosome. Gene Ontology annotation, biological process: translation. Bases 87 to 407 code for a protein of 106 amino acids. Gene Ontology annotation, cellular component: cytosolic large ribosomal subunit; ribosome.